Messenger RNA from Mycena citricolor, 2356 nucleotides. NCBI's taxonomy places the organism in Eukaryota, Fungi, Basidiomycota, Agaricomycetes, Agaricales, Mycenaceae. The record is from the annotation of a GenBank genome assembly.
GCAACUUCGAGUUGCCCCCCGUCCACCGCAUCAGGAAUGAGUCUCCACUACUGCAUCGGGAGCAUGAAAGCCACACCACCUCGGUCAUCGUACUCACCAGUCUCCCGACACUCGGUGACGGCAGCCAUCCUAGUCCCGCAUUGUCUCCCCAUCCCCCGGCAACUCUCGUCUUGUUCCGCAGUCUGGCGGGUAUCAUUCAACUCUUUUGUGCUGAAGAUUCCAUGGCGGAUUCAAUCAAGAUGUGUGGCAACACCUCGAAUCUUAGGGACACGCUUGCCCUUACACAUUCCCUCUCCCCUUCGAUCUUCGAAAUACUUCACCCAUGUUCGAGACAGCGUCCCUCACUGCCAUCCCAGUCUCUAAGUCCUAUGUAUAUGCGAGUGGGACAGGCGUGUGGCAUCAACUGCUCGAGUCAUUUGGACGACUAAUGAAAGCACUUGAUCGGGCGAGAGCGCGUUUGACCCCUGAAGCGGCGGCAACUUUCAUAAGUAGGUGGUGGGCGAGUCUAAUUAGCACCUGGCUUCAAAAUCACUUCCCUUCUUUCUGUCUCGCUCGCCCGCUCGCUCUUUCGAGAUGCAUGUCGCGUCUAUCCUCGCGCUUUCGUUCUCGCUCCUCCCGCGACAGGCGUCCGGCGCCUCCAUCCAUGCAACGCCGCGCCUCCAUCCUCGCAUCUCGUCCGAAGACGUACAAAAUCGCGGGUUUCUCGACGGUCUCUUCCACUCGAUCGCAUCGGUAGAAUCGGCAGCGGAGAAAGCGGUGGGGGAUGCCGGAGCCGCCUUUGCGCCAAUCCUCGACGUCACGGGCGGGGGGACGACCACGAUGCCCAUCGUGAACAGGGUCGUCGCCCCGGAUGGAUUCGCUCGCCCCUCCGUCCUUGCCGGGAGCUCGUUCCCUGGGCCAUUGAUCACUGCGCGCAAAGGGCAAAGUUUCAGGAUCAAUGUGGCCAACCAGCUGAACGAUACAUCGAUGGAAACGGUCACGACUAUCCACUGGCACGGAUUCUUCCAGAGCCGGACCCCCUGGGAGGACGGUGUUGCGUUUGUCAGCCAAUGUCCGAUCGUGCCUCGAGCUUCGUUUGUGUACGACUUUUCGACCGCGAAGCAGGCGGGGACAUUCUGGUAUCACAGCCAUUAUUCGACACAAUACUGCGAUGGACUUCGAGGAGCUAUGGUCGUAUACGAUCCUCGUGAUCCUCACAAAUCUUUAUACGAUGUUGACGAUGCCACCACUGUCAUCACGCUCGCGGAUUGGUACCACUACCUCUCUACCAAUGCUCCUUUCAUCCCAAAACCGAGCUCUACGCUUAUCAAUGGCUUAGGACGCUAUCCGGGAGGACCUGCAUCUCCUCUAUCCGUCAUUAAUGUCAAGCAAGGAAAGCGCUACCGAUUCCGAGUUGUCGCCAUGUCUUGCGAUUCCUCUUUCGACUUUUCAAUCGAUGGCCAUACCAUGACCAUCAUCGAAGUCGACAGUAUCAAUCACAAACCACUCAUCGUCGACCAGAUCACUAUUUAUGCUGGACAGCGAUACUCCGUCAUCAUUACCGCUAACCAACCGGUGGGCAACUACUGGGUGCGGGCCAAUCCCGACGUUGGAAACACCGGCCGCGACGGCGGCAUCAACUCUGCCAUCUUCCGCUAUGCAGGUGCUCAAAACACGACCCCUACCACGACUGCGGCUGUGAGAAACCCGAUGGUGGAGACUUCGCUGCACCCGCUCGUCGCUUCGCCGGCGCCUGGAAAGCCGUACCCCGGCGGCGCAGAUAUUACUUUCAACUUGGAUAUUACGUUUAACGGGCAUUUUGCAGUGAAUGGGAAAUCGUUUUCCUCGCCUGGCGUCCCUGUGCUCCUACAGAUCCUUAGUGGGCUUGCUCCUGCGCAAAAUCUCUUGCCGACGGGCAGUGUCAUCUCUCUCCCGCCCAACAAAGUCGUCGAGAUCAGUGUUCCCGGUGGAACUGUCGGUGCCCCCCAUCCAUUCCAUCUUCACGGCCACGCAUUCUGGGUCGUUCGAAGUGCGGGUAGCGACCACUACAACUUUGUUGACCCGGUUAUCCGUGAUGUCGUAAGUACAGGUGCUUCGAAGUCUGAUAACACUACAUUCCGGUUCGUGACUGACAAUGCGGGCCCAUGGAUCUUGCAUUGCCACAUCGACUGGCAUCUGGACAUCGGGCUUGCUGUGGUCUUCGCGGAAGACAUACCGUCGGUAGGAAAAGAACGACCGCCGAUUUCCUGGCAGUCUCUGUGUCCUGCCUACAAUAAGUUCAUCAAAUCUUGAACGUCACACGGCACGAGGGGGCCCUUCCUUGGAUAGGCUGGAAUACGAACUUUCUAUUCAUUUCAAGUAACGCAUUCGCUUCACG